Lobosporangium transversale is the source of this 491-nucleotide messenger RNA. RefSeq lists its product as hypothetical. The transcript is spliced from 2 exons. Bases 238 to 480 code for a protein of 80 amino acids. The record is from RefSeq and is a predicted model, not a curated record. Lineage: Eukaryota; Fungi; Mortierellomycota; Mortierellomycetes; Mortierellales; Mortierellaceae.
GUCAAAACCACUCCAGCCAUUAGUGUAUUUGAGGAAGCUGCUCAAAGCACUUGGCUCUUGUGUGCUCGCUGGUCUUAUUGCUUUUAAAUUCUUUUGUUGUGGAAACAAUCCAAUCCGUUUGAUUACUGUUCUUAUUGAUUAAUGUACAACACUAGGAUACCUGUCAGAGAGAGAUAAUCUCUGAGUGCACGUUUUGUAGAUUUUCCACUGAUUUAAUAUGUGUAAAUCGUGUAAACAAUGGUCACUCACAUGGACAAGGGAGCUAAUGCAAGCAAACAGAUGCUGCGCAAUCCGCAGCAAGACCAGAUGACUCAUCCGCAUGACUCCAAAUUGACCAAUGAUAUUCCGGAAGACAAACAAGAGGAGAGUACCCGAUCCGAUGCCAAGACUACGACUAGUAAUCAAUCAUCAAACGAGGAAGACUCUGCCACCUCAACCAAGACAUAUAAUAGUCUAGAAGUACCAUCUCAUAUCAAGUAGCAAUAAACACC